Molecule: messenger RNA, 3988 nt
Organism: Anguilla rostrata (American eel)
Lineage: Eukaryota; Metazoa; Chordata; Actinopteri; Anguilliformes; Anguillidae
Gene: corin
Product: corin, serine peptidase
Exons: 22
Coding region: 261-3464 (1067 amino acids)
Biological process (GO): regulation of blood pressure; peptide hormone processing
Cellular component (GO): membrane
Molecular function (GO): serine-type endopeptidase activity; protein binding
Source: RefSeq, a predicted model, not a curated record
UUCUCUCUUAAAACUCGUUAUCAGAGAUAGAGAGGCACUGGUUGCCUUCUGCUGAAAUCCGAAUCAUGCCCUUUACUGCUUCCCAAAAGUCUCCUUCAAUGUAAGUUUUAAAACUAUAACCACGUUAGCCUAUCGCUUAAACGCUACGGUGCGUUAUUGAAGGUUGUUCUAAUAAAAACGCGUGAAAGAGUAAAGGUUUGUUGCUGUGGCAUUGCUGCCAGGUAAGCUGUCUAAUCGUGUUGGGGACAGAUGAAGACAAUAUGGGGGAUGCUUGUUCUCAAAAGCUGGGAUCUACCAAGUACCUCCGGCUCCUCCUGUUCAUCCUGAUCCCCUGCAUUUGUGCCCUCAUCUGCUUGCUGGUCAUCCUCCUGGCUUUUGUGGGUAUAAUCGGAAAUGGAAUCCUGGAGAGCAGCGAGACGGAGACGCUGUCGACCAGCGAAGGUGCCCUCACCACCGGUGUUCCCUUCACCCUGCUCAACACGGCAUCGCCGGGGGCGACCGCGAGGGUUGGGGCGGAGCCUAGCACGCAGUCCGCGUCGCUGGACGCCGGCCGUGACCAGACCGCCCAGGGCUGGGGUCGCUGGAAGCCCCGCCCCUCUGACCCCCCGCUGACCACCCCACCCCGGGACACGUCCACCAGCACCCCGGAGUGGGUGACCUCCCUGUCCACGCUGGGUCCACCGGCACUGGCCACCCCCCGGGACAGAGUCACCCCCUCUGUGGACCAGGAUGCCUGUUCGGACGUCAGCGAGAGCCAGUGCCACAUGCUGCCCUACAACCAGACCAGCCAGUCGUCCAGCAGUGCCAUCGUGAAGAGCAUUGAGGUGGAGAUGUUCCUCAAGUUCUUCAGCUAUCUCUACCGCCUCAGCUGCUACCGCCACAUCAUGCUGUUUGGCUGCAGCCUGGCCCUCCCAGAAUGCAUCAGCGAGGGCGAGGAAAGGCGGCUGGUGUUCCCCUGCAUGUCCUUCUGCGAGGCGGCGCGUGAGGGGUGCGAGCCCGUGCUCCAGAUGUUCAACGCGUCCUGGCCCGACUUCCUGCGCUGCUCCCAGUUCACCAACGGCUCGGCCGCGUCGGAUAGAGGCGCCACCGCCGCGGUCUGCUACAGCCCCAAACACGACAAAGCUCUGUGUGGAGGACGAGAUCACUUCCUGUGCUCGACAGGAAUCUGCAUCCCCAGGAAGCUGGUGUGCAACGGGUACAACGACUGUGACGACUGGAGCGAUGAGGCAGAGUGCACUUGCGAGGCCGACCAGUUUCGGUGCGGGACGGGGCGCUGCCUGGGCCACGGAUUCGUGUGCGACGGAUACGACGACUGUGGAGACCUGAGCGACGAGCAGAACUGCGAGUGCGACCCGGCCAAGGAGCACAGGUGUGGGGACGGGCGGUGCGUCACCAGAGACUGGCUGUGCGACGGAGACCACGACUGCAUCGACAAGAGCGACGAGGUCAACUGCUCGUGUAAGAGCCAGGGUCUCCACGAGUGCCGCAGCGGCCAGUGCAUCCCCACCGCCUUCGUCUGCGACGGAGAGGAAGACUGCAAGGACGGCAGCGACGAAGGCAACUGCACCCACCAUCAGAGCCAGAGCACAUGUAGUCCUGGACAACCGAGCUGCAUCUCCACCACAUGUACUCACGGUUGCCAUGGAAAUACUCCCUGUGACAGCCGCACCAACGGCUCCAACUGUAGUCAGUGUGAGCCCAUCACGCUGGAGCUCUGUAUGAAUCUGCCUUACAACACCACCAGCUUCCCCAACUACCUGGGCCACCAGACCCAGAAGGAGACGUCCAUCAGCUGGGAGUCUUCUCUCUUCCCGGCUCUGGUCCAGACCAACUGCUACAAGUACCUCAUGUUCUUCGCCUGCACCAUCCUGGUGCCCAAGUGCGACCCGGAGAGCCAUCAGAAAGUACCUCCUUGCCGGUCUUUGUGCCGAAACUCCAAGGAGCGGUGCGAGUCCGUGCUCGGCAUUGUGGGAUUGCAGUGGCCUGAGAACACCGACUGCACCCAGUUCCCCGAGGACGGCCAGGGGAACACUACCUGUCUGCUGCCCGACCCGGACGUAGACGAGUGCUCCCCGAGUCACUUCAAGUGCCGGUCGGGGAGGUGUGUCCUGUCCUCCAAGAGAUGUGACGGACGGAUGGACUGCGACGAUGACAGCGAUGAAGAGCACUGCGGCUGUAAGGAGAGGGGAUUGUGGGAAUGCCCCAGCAACAAAGCCUGCAUCAAGCACACAAUGAUCUGCGACGGCUUCCCAGACUGCCCGGACCUAGCGGACGAGAGGAACUGCACUAUCUGCGAUGAUAAUGAGCUCGCGUGCAACAAUCACGAGUGUGUCCACCGCACGCUGUGGUGCGACGGGAGAAAGCACUGCUCCGACAGCUCUGAUGAGUGGGACUGCGUGUCCCUGUCCAAUGGCAGCUCCGCGGCGCUGACCGUGCGCAGGACGGCGUCGGAGUACCAGGUGUGCGCGGACGACUGGCAUCCGGCGCUGAGUCGGCUGGCCUGCGGGCAGAUGGGUUUAGGAGUCCCGACUGCCGUUGAGAUGCUAUUGGACGAGCCCAGCCAGCCGGGUCGCAGGCGGUGGCUCCACGUGCGUCCUGAUUGGUUGCAGAAGAAUGGGUCGGCGCUGCAGGCCAUGCUGGAGAAGAGAGGACACCCGUGUCAUUCACGUACGAAAGUAUCCCUCCAUUGCUCCAGAGAAGACUGUGGGCGUCGCCCGGCAGCGCGCAUGUCGAAGCGGAUUCUGGGCGGGCGAACGAGCCGGCCGGGGCGCUGGCCGUGGCAGUGCUCGCUGCAGAGCGACCCAAGCGGGCACAUCUGCGGCUGCGUGCUGAUUGGCCGGAAGUGGGCACUUACGGUGGCGCACUGCUUCGAAGGCCGGGAGAGCGCGGACGUGUGGAAGGUGGUCUCCGGAAUCAACAACCUGGACCACCCGUCGCCCUUCAUGCAGACCAGGAAGGUGAAGAACGUGAUCGUUCACCCGCGCUACAACCGCGCCGUGGUGGACUACGACAUCAGCGUGGUGGAGCUGGACCGCGAGGUGGAGGAGACCAGCUACGUACGCCCGGUCUGUCUCCCCCACCGGGGUCAGCUGCCCAAACCCGACACCUACUGCUACAUCACCGGCUGGGGUCACAUGGGCAACCGGAUGCCAUUCAAGCUGCAGGAGGGGGAAGUGAGGAUCAUCUCCCUGGACCAGUGUCAGUCUUACUUUGACAUGAAGACCAUCACCUCCCGGAUGCUGUGCGCCGGGUACGAGUCAGGGACUGUGGACUCCUGCAUGGGGGACAGUGGGGGGCCGCUCGUGUGCCAGGAGCCGGGGGGCCGCUGGAGUCUGUACGGGCUCACCUCCUGGGGGUCCGUCUGCUUCUCCAAAGUCCUGGGGCCCGGCGUCUACAGCAACGUGACCCACUUUGUGGAGUGGAUCGAGAGACAGAUCUACCUGCACACGUUCCAGCUCACCUAGCCGGGCCGCGCGGCGCCGGGGAGGUCCGUCGCUUCCCGCUCUCUUUCUUUAGGCGCGGGUCGAAGGGGACGUGAGCGGAACCGGCCGGGAGAUCGCUGUCCCCCUCCUCUGUGGGCCUGAAGGCAGGGUUGCUGGUAAGAGAGGGGCGGAACCCCGAAAGUUAGGGUGCGGCUCUCCUCUGGUUGUCCCAGGAAGGGGAGAUUUCGGGACUUGCGCGAUCCCCGUCACUGUGUUCCGAGGCCAUUCCAGGAGGAAACGCCCGCCGGAUACUCUGGUCGUCUUAGUCGUUGUUCUGUCUCUCUGAACGCUGCGAGCCAGCUGUGUAAAUGCAUCAGACCUGCAUUCCACAGUACGGCAGCGUCUGGGCUGCUGUCUCCCUGUGACUGAGUCACACGCACCACACCCACCUACCCACGCACACACACACACACACACACACACCACACCCACCUACCCACGCACACACACCCACGCACCACACCCACCUACCCACGCACACACACACACACACACACACACACACC